GGCCGUCAGUUCACGCCAAGAAACCGGACGGUUCAUGUCUCAGUUGCUGCGAAGCGUAUAAUCGAGCACGAAACAGAUUUGUUCAAGUGAUCGGUAAGGCUCGAGAUCCGCAACAUUUGACGCUGGGUUGUUGUUACUGCGGACUGUUCGCGGUGAUUGAAUUGAGUGGCUAACCUCGCCUGGUUUUCGCCAGCGUACAUAUUCUUAUCGGACAAGAUUUGCACUGAUAAUGGAGGCUGAACUAGCUAAUACGACCAGUGGUGGGAUCCCGUGGAACGAUGACGAGAUUACCUGGUCCCCGACGAACCCGCCAUUCACACCCGAGGAGGAAGAUGCUAUGGUCAGCAUAAUUGUAAUAGUAAUCGGUGUAAUCAUUGCUGUGAUCGGACUCUUUUCAAUGGGGAUUUUCAUUGAUUGCAGACACCAGAAAUCAGAUUCGGCAAAACGAAGGAGACCAUUGAGGCUCAAAAUGCCGCCUGUGGGGCGAAGGAGGGGCGACAGGAGGCUUAAAAACGAGGAUGACAGGUCUAUCGCAACGGAUAUGUGCACGAAUGGCACGAGUGAUCCGGGGCCACAUGACUUCGUCAAUAUAGUUUGAUCGGAGCUGAAAACUAAGGUCGUUAUCGAAGACCUGAACGAUAUAUUUAAUGUGUCUAAGAAUGGAAAUUAUAUUUUUUCUACCACAUUUUGAAGCCUAGAUUCUGCAUUGAGACGAGUCGGAUGGUCAUUGUUGUAAAAAUCAAGUUAUUUAACGGUGUUUUCUAUAAUUUGAUAUUGAAAAACGUUAAUUUGUCCAGUGGCAACAAUUUUUCUGAAAAAUACUCGAUUAAAAACAAUUUGAUUAUAAGAUAGAUAGACAUAUUGUGACUAACAGCUGUUAAAUUACUUAUCAUAUUUUACCGUCAAUUUUCUUUAACGAUUCGAAUAACCCGUCGAACAUUUUAUGAUAGACUGCACGGUGCCAGUUUU
Diprion similis is the source of this 969-nucleotide messenger RNA. RefSeq lists its product as uncharacterized. NCBI's taxonomy places the organism in Eukaryota, Metazoa, Arthropoda, Insecta, Hymenoptera, Diprionidae. The coding region runs from base 230 to 598 and encodes 122 amino acids. The transcript is spliced from 3 exons. The record is from RefSeq and is a predicted model, not a curated record.